Molecule: messenger RNA, 2752 nt
Organism: Paramuricea clavata
Lineage: Eukaryota; Metazoa; Cnidaria; Anthozoa; Malacalcyonacea; Plexauridae
Source: the annotation of a GenBank genome assembly
AUGCUUUUUACUUAAAUUAAAAGAACUGUACCAAUGAGAAAUUACCUAAAACUAUGUCAUGAAAAGCUCGUCAAACCAUAACCAUGUCAAGAUCAAAAACAGAAGACCAUUGUUUACAAACAAUAAAAACAGUACUGAAAAUGUUGACAUCCAACAUGAUCAACAUCAGUCACGUGUUGACGGUAUCGUGCAACCUGAACGAAAGCGGUCAAAGAUUGCUUACCCUAUUCCCUCAAACUUCCAUGGAAAGAAUUCUUCAGAAGUAAAACCAACUAAUGGCUUGUUUUCCAAGCCAAUCAGCCAGUCAAUGACCAUAACAGCAAGUAAAAAUGUCCAACAACAACCAACCUGUCUCGAAACAGAGGGCCCCAGGCCUGGGUUUGAAAAGGAAGCGAUCGAUUCUGAUGGAUCUCUCAAUGUAAGAAGAAAAAGAUCCAACAAACGAGCUCUUUCAUCAGACCAUGAAAAAACUAACUCUGACAGGAAAGAUAUCUUAGAUGAUGAAUUGCUGUGGUUGCCAACUGUUAAGAAUCAUGAUAAUUGUAGUACAAGCAAAAGGAACAACAAUAUUGUAGAUACAUACGACAUAGAUACUGGUAUGUCUAGUCAAGACUCAUUUGCUGAUCUCUUUGCCUCAACAACAAAUACCCCUGUAUGCACACCACAAAGCAGUGUUCCAAAUUCAGAAGUGUUUUCAUCACAAAGUGAUUGUAAUUUAAAAUGUGGUGGCAACUUAUUCUCAGACCUUUUUGAUGACGAUGAUUCAAAAUUGGCAGAAUUAGAUGUUAGUGGCAUUAUUUUAUCAUACAGUUCUUCAUGUAAAGAGCUGGAAAGUCAGAAAACACAAUCAGACACUUGCAGUGAGAUGGAGAUGGAAAUAAAUAAAACUAAUAGUAAUACUGCUUGUAAAACCUAUAAAUCAUCACACACUGAAAAAGAUCCAAAGGUAAUAAAUUCCUCAGAUCAAAAAGCAUUACAAAAAGUUAAAGCUAAUGAUAAAAAUGUCAACACAAGUGUGUAUAAUCAAGGGUGCAAUAAUUCAUCACAUGCAGAAAAGGAUCUAAAGACAAUGAAUAUGUUAGAUAAAAGAUUACCGGUACAACCAGUAAACACUGAUGUUAAAAAUGUAGAUACAAAUAGGCAAAAUCAGGCAGACAUUUCAUGCAAAAGUACUGGUAAUAUGAAGAAUGAAUUGAAGAAUGAAUGUCAAGCAAAAGAUACAAGUGAAGAAUUGUUUUAUGGCUUGCCUCCAAAGGUGGGAAAUCUGAUUAAGAAACACAAAGGAAUUGAAAAGUUAUAUGGUAAGUUUUAAGGGCAAAUUUAUAUUUCAUGGUUUUGGUCAGAACUAUCUGAAAAGGAUUUUGGAGCCAACACGUACGUUAGGCUUGGAUGCAGGCCUUGAAUUUCCCUGAAAUCAAUCGACGGCAAUGGCGUUAAAAAUUGCCGUAGAACGUAACAGCUGUCUACGGCAAUUUUGGCAGUUUCCACGGCAUUUUUCAAAUUACUGUAAUAAAACUUUAAUUUUAUUGUUACUUUGGAUUUUUGACAAGCUAGAAACAUGUCUAUGUAAUUUCUUUAGUGUUUUUUUUUUCGAAGAAAACUGAGACUAAAAUAGUGAUUUACGCAUGAUUUGAUCAACAUCUGAAUUCAAGUAUCAAAGUAGUAAUGCACAAACUACACGGCAAAAAUUUGCCGUCGUUGCCGCAAUGAUCCACGGCAUUUUGUUCUCCCUCUACGGCAAUUGCCGUGAUAAAAUUCGAGCCCUGCUUGGAUGGUUUACCGGUUUUUCGGUUUUAUUUUCAAACCGGUUUUUUCGGUUUAGCUUUUACAAAAACCGGAAAACCGUCAUUACGUAUUUGUUUACUGUCAUUGCCUGAAACUCGAUCUUAAUUCUCAAAACAUGACGCUAAUUAAAUUCAAUUACAUGACACUAGAUACAAAUUCUAUUCUUUUUUCGUAAAGUCGGUAAGAACUAAAGAGGUAUAAGUUUUCAAAUGCGUUCUUGACCCUUUUAUUUUAAAACUGAAGUCGUUUUAGGUUACCUUUGCACAAUUUUGCGUUUUGGCGUGUACUGUUCGUUUGCUUAUGUCAAAAAAAUACCACAAUUCCUCCUCAUUCAGUUGAAGUAAAAAUUAAAGGGAAAAAAACUGGUUUUACCGGUUUAGAAGCAGAUGGUUUUUCGGUUUUAAUUUUAAGCAAAACCGCCCAAGCCUAACAUACGUACCCUACAUUAGGGAUAAGCUGAUCACAAAAAAGUGCCAAUUACCUGAUUCAAUUAAUCGGUGGCCGAUAAUACCAAAUAAUCGGCUGAUUAAUUAGCCAAAGCCAAUAGAUGAUUCCACCUAUCAAAAUUUACUAUUAUUUCCAUUUACACAUUUACCAUUAUGUGUCAGUUGUUUUGAUGAACAUGAGAAACCUUUGAGUGUUAAAAUUACACUUAAAAAGCUAGUGUACCAAAGCACUCGGCCACAGUAUCUCUGGCAUUCAUUCAUGGCAGUCUUCUCUUCCUUCCUGCUUCUAAAGAUUAUUACCAAUUAUUAAGAAAGCCUUCGCAAGAAAUAUGAAAAUAUUUUGGGCGCAAAGCUUUAUUCAAAGUUGCACUGUUGUGAGGGGUGAAAAAUGCAAAGUCUGCCAUGGCGUGAAUAUAAAUUUGAACCUUUUGGAAAAAUUACACUUCAACCUUAUUAAACUCUUUAAAACAUGCUGUGUCUAUUGCUGCAGAUCCCGUUAUAAGAAUGGAAGUCCAUUUAAG